This is a messenger RNA of Coturnix japonica (Japanese quail), 984 nucleotides long. The record is from RefSeq and is a predicted model, not a curated record. Lineage: Eukaryota; Metazoa; Chordata; Aves; Galliformes; Phasianidae.
AUGGGGAUUCCUACACCGCCGCUUCCCCAGCGCCGCGGGGCUGCUGUCCCCGUCCGUCAGCCCCCAGGCGUCCCCCGGCCCUACGGCCCGCAUUACGGCCACCCGUCCGGUGACUGCCUGCCGGGGGUCUACGCGCUGGAGAUGCCGCAUCCCUACGGCUCGUGGUAAAAGGGCGGCCUCGGGGGGGGCUGCCGGGGGGGUCGGGGCCGGCGACCCGCUUGGUGGGACGUGCAUCCCCAACGGGGUUGGUUGGGGGGUCCCGGGGGGGCCGAGGGGCUGCAGGGCUCCCUGCAGGCCCAGCCCGCUCUCAGCCCCCCCCUGCCCGCUUACGGCUCCGAACUCGGGCCGCUCAACCCCACCCCGUACGCCCCCGAAAAAGCGAAGCCGGGUGGGGGGGUCGCGGUGGUGGGGGGGGUGGGGGGGGCAAAGCGCUGCGAGGGGGAGCGGGGAGGGGGGGGGUCGCCGGGGGGGCGAGCAUCGUGCGACUGCCCCAACUGCCAGGAGGCCGAGCGGCUGGGGCCGGCGGGGAGUCUGCGGAGCAAGGGGCUGCACAGCUGCCACAUCCCGGGCUGCGGCAAGGUGUACGGCAAGACGUCGCACCUGAAGGCGCAUCUGCGCUGGCACACGGGCGAGCGGCCCUUCGUCUGCAACUGGCUCUUCUGCGGGAAGCGCUUCACCCGCUCCGACGAGCUGGAGCGUCACGUCCGCACCCACACGAGGGAGAAGAAAUUCACCUGCGUGUUGUUGCAGCAAACGCUUCACCCGCCGUCCGACCACCUCAGCAAACACCAGAAGACUCACGCGACCCCGCCACCCCAAAGCUCGCGAGCCGCCCCCAUCGGCCCCCCCGACCCCCCAGAACAACCCGCCCCCUCCCCCGGCUCCGCCGCUUCUCCCCGCCGCCCCAUCGCUCCGUCGCCGCGGGGGGACGCGGGCAGCCCCGAGGGGGGCACUGGCAACCCCCCCCCCCCAAUAAAGAAAUAA